UGAGUUGUUUCGAAUGUUCGAUACAAACAAUGACAGAUCUAUAUCGGCGCAGGAGCUUGGCAAGGCAAUGAAGUUCUUAGGUAUGAGUCCUACAGAGCAGGAGGUUUCAGACGCCAUGAGAGCACUCGAUGUUAACGGUAAUGGACGAAUCGAAUUUCAGGAGUUCUAUGCGUUUAUGCAAACAGAGCUGUCGAAAAUCAGUGACGGCGACUUUACGAACAGGGAAGAAGUCAUUCGAUCAGCAUUUAGAACGUUUGACAAAGAUGGAAAUGGUUUUAUUGAUGCCAAGGAAUUGAGAACUGCCAUGAAGAAGCUCGGAGAAUGUUUGACAGACAAGGAAUUAGAAGAUAUGAUGAAGCAGGCAGAUGUUGAUGGUGAUGGUAAAAUUAACUACGAAGAAUUUGUCAAGAUAUGGUGUGAAGCAACAUAGCUGAUAUACAGUGUAUACAUGGAUCAAAUUGUUUUGCAACGAUGCCACCUUAGAAACAAAGAUCAAAGAAGAAAACAUAUUUCCAUAUCAGCAAUCAUAACCUCAAUUAAAAUCGUAGUGUGACAAACAAUUAGCACUAGGCAGGAAUAUCGGUUCCAUAAUGAACACAUACGUCAUAGUUUGAAAUUAUCCAUAAAAUGAAUAUGUUUCUAUUGAGAGUGUCGUAUAUUUUAACAUAUCAAUUUCAUUAUUGUAUGGACAGACAACUCAGCCAAAAGUAGAAUACUAGUAUAUGUCUAGCUUAAAUUUGAGUUCAUUUAAAUUAAAUGUUAUCUUGGGUAAACAAAUGUGUUCCCUUUUUUGACCUUCAUAUUUUUCUGAACUCAAUACCGUGAAAGUCGAAAUCACAAAUACACAACGAUAAAGGUCCAAACCACGAUGGUGUUAGUCGAAGUCACGAUGGAAGUGCGAAAGUUCAAGUCUCGAAACCUCGAUGAUGGAAAAGCGUUAUCGUUUGGUUUUUCAUAAUCAUAGUUUCGACCUUCAUAAUCGUGGUCUCGACAUUCGACUUCCAUCGACGCAGUUUCGACAUCCACCUUCGUAAUAAUGACUGUUAUAUUGUAAGCACCUGAUGACAGCAGAAGUACUGACUGCAAUAAAAAAAAAACCCUAUUUUUUGAUGCGACUAUGUAUAUGAUAUUAGUGAAACUUAAAACAUGGUGCUGCAUUUGUCAUAGAUAAGUCAGGGAUUUAUAGUUUACAGACAGUAUCUGUCUGGCAAUAUGCAGAUGGUUUUAUCCCAAAACUGGCGUAUGACAGUUAAGAUGCUGAAGUGACCAUUUAUUGUAAUUGAUAACGUAAGGCGGUUCAGGAUACAUUUUUUCAGGUAUUAUGAAAUGUCAUGUGAACGAACUGUGCAUUUUUAUUAAAUUUUACACUCGAUAGUUUACCAUUUCCGUUUUUACUGGUAUGUUUGUUGUUUUUUUCUUGUCUCUUUUUUUUGUUAAUUAUAAAAUUACUUUUUUCUUUUUUCUGUUUCAUAUGUUUUUGUUAAUGUUUUACUAAUAAGGUGUUGUAUUGUAUAUGAAGGACACGGGAAAACCAGUUUAUACUCCUCGAACACAUCUAUAUCAUAAAUGGAUUUUUGAAGUAUAUACCUCGUAUUGUUUGCGUUGAAAUCAGUUUCUAUUUAGAAUCAAAACAAAACUAUAUUUUUAAAUUGGUUAUAUCACAGAAGCCACUCGUGAUUGCGGAUUUGACAAAAGAUAUAGCAGCUGAUCAUUGUACAUUAUUUUUGCGAAUCCACUUAAAUUCUCAUAAUGCUGAAUAAGCUUUUUAUUGCAGUGAGCAUUGAAUAUGCAAUUACUAUACAUGUAUAUUCAUUUUUGCGAAGCAUACAAGACUUAGUUAUGAAAAAUUAUAUUUAAUCACUGUUUUUAAAUGUUUGAAUAAAUAUUUUCCCAUCCUGAUUC
Messenger RNA from Mercenaria mercenaria, 1902 nucleotides. RefSeq lists its product as uncharacterized. The record is from RefSeq and is a predicted model, not a curated record. The coding region runs from base 14 to 430 and encodes 138 amino acids. Gene Ontology annotation, molecular function: calcium ion binding. NCBI's taxonomy places the organism in Eukaryota, Metazoa, Mollusca, Bivalvia, Venerida, Veneridae. The transcript is spliced from 5 exons.